Messenger RNA from Lathyrus oleraceus (garden pea), 960 nucleotides. RefSeq lists its product as uncharacterized. Bases 1 to 960 code for a protein of 319 amino acids. The record is from RefSeq and is a predicted model, not a curated record. Lineage: Eukaryota; Viridiplantae; Streptophyta; Magnoliopsida; Fabales; Fabaceae. The transcript has 2 exons.
AUGACUGCUAAAAAUGUAAAAACUCUUGAACCCUCUACUGCUGUUAAGAAACCCCAUUCUAUGACUAGUAUGUAUAUUGAUCCCAUUAGUAUUGAACCCAAUGUUGGUGUUGCUAAAGAUUAUCCUGUUAUGCCAAAUGUUAUAGAAGAUGUUGAAACCUCUGAAACCGAUAAAGAGGGGUCUGAAGGGAUGAUUGGUGAUCUGGUUGACAAAGAUGAACACUCUGUUGAGAAAAAGGAUCAAUCCACUGACAUAGUAAAUAUAGAGGAUCUGGACUCUGAUGAUGUACCCAUCGUCCAAAGACUUGCUCCAGGAAUAACUAAAAGAUUGAAGAACAGAAAAUGUCAAGCUAUUGAAUCCUCCAACACGCCCUCCAAAUCUCUCAGGAAAAGAGCUAGUGUUGGCCCUACAAAAAGAUGGAGCAAGGUUGUUACUCAUAUUUCUAAGAAUAAACCCCUCAAGAGGAAGGAAAUUCCUUCCGAGUCUAGUGAUUCUGACCAUGAUGUCGGACACAAUGUUCAGGACAUCGUAUCUACUACCAGAAAGCAAGCAUAUGGGAAGAAGAUUCUAACAAGUAUUCCUGAAGUUCCAAUUGACAACAUUCCCUUUCACUCUGUAGAGAAUGUUGAGAAAUGGAAAUUUGUUUAUCAAAUAAGAUUAACACUGGAAAGGGAACUGGGAAAAAAUGCUUUUAAAUGCAAAGAGGUGAUGAGUCUGAUUCAAGAGGCUAGAUUAAUGAAAACUGUAACUAGAUUUGGCAAGUGUUGUGAAAUACUUGUAAAAGAAUUUAUUAUGAACAUCUCUAAGGAAUUUGAUAAUAAGAGGAGCAAAGAGUUUAGAAAAGUGUAUGCCAGAGGAAGAUGUGUGGAUUUUUCUCCUGAAGUAAUAAAUAGGUUUUUGGGCAUAAAUGAAGAUGAAAAAGCUGAAUUAGAAGUCUCUAACAAUGUUAUCUGCAGAUAG